AUGGCAGAGAGUAAAAAUUCACCUCAAUUAUCUAAAGAGAGUAUCAAGCAGCUGUAAAUAGACUGGGAGGACUUUAAUUAUCCUCCUUAUCUAAAUUUAUUCCAUUAUAAUAUGAACGAAAUAAAAGAUGAAUAAGAAAGAAAAGUUGUAAAAUAUAUUAGUGCAUCUUUCUAUCUUUCUCUCUUCUCUCUUGCUAUUAAUUUUACUAAUGCUAUUGCGUGUACAAUUGGAGGAGAUGAUACGGGAAGGAUAAUUAUUUAUUCUUUUUUUCACUUUACAAUAUUCUCUCCUAUUUCUCUAUACGUUUUCUAUCAUGGAUACAAGUCAAUUACAUCUGACAAAUCAUAAAUACAAAAUUAUCUGUGGGAACAGCUCUUCUGUGCCAUUUGCUAUUUUAUUUUUUCAAUCGUGAAAGGUGGAGCAUUUGAUGGUUUCAUUAAGGCUAGCUAUCUUUUCAACAUAAACCUUAGGUUUUAGGCUAUUCUUUCCCUUGCAGAAUCUAUAAGUUAUCUAUGCAAUUCGAUCUACUCAUUGUAUAUAAUAUACUAAGUGAAGAAACUACAAAAUUAGUAAGCUAUCAAUUAAGAAAAGUUUUAAUCAAAUAAUGAGCUUCAAGUCUGA
Molecule: messenger RNA, 621 nt
Organism: Tetrahymena thermophila SB210
Lineage: Eukaryota; Ciliophora; Oligohymenophorea; Hymenostomatida; Tetrahymenidae
Product: SCAMP family protein
Exons: 1
Biological process (GO): protein transport
Cellular component (GO): recycling endosome membrane; trans-Golgi network membrane
Source: RefSeq, a predicted model, not a curated record